UAAAGAUUUAGUAUCUUGGCCAGUGAAUAAUUAAAUAUUGCAGCACAUAAUUAAAUUUUUGGUUCCAUGAUUGAGGACUUAAAACUGCAUUUGAACCAAUUAUGUUGGUAACUGUUUUAGACCGCGAGAGUGAACGAUGAUAAAGAGAUUCGGAACUGUCUUUCUCUAUGUUCAUUUUACGUUUUGAAAACAAGCGUUUUCGCGUCCGUCACGCCCUUCCCCUCAAGGGUGGGGAUGAUUGACGGGUGAAACGGCCAAUCACAGGACACUUUUAACACAUGACGUCGUCGGCCUUGACCAAUGGCUAUUGUAGUAAAGGCGGGCCAUCAACAGCCUAACAGACAGUCAGCCGGCGGAUUUAUGCACCGAUAGAUUUUAGUUUUAUUUUCUAAUUCGAACGGAGACCGAGUUUCAACGAGUCCAUAGCAGCUGAUCUCUUUUUUUUUUUUAAAUCAUAUUGUUGUUCAUUGUUCUGGGGAAACAACGAGUCUCUGAGUCUGCUGCUUCAAUCAGUGAUCCGAGGAAAAUCAUAAGACGCUGUACAUUUUCCGUUUUUCUUACUUGAUGUCAAACAAUACUGGCUCUACUAUGACAGGAGGUCCUGACCAUAAACAAGAUGAAGAGGGCCUCAGGCACUCAGUGGUUCGCUUCCAGAGCUACUUGCAUGGCGGGACAUCCAGCCUGCUCUCCACCAUCCCCACCCUCAUAGUAUUCCCUGUGUACAAGACAGUUUUCCGUCAACAAAUCCACAACAACCCAGUGCAUCAGGCAGUGGGGCAGCUCUUCAAAGAGGGACCUGUUAAGCUCUACCGUGGGGUUGCACCACCUUUAUUGAUGAGGACUCUGAAUGGCACCCUGCUCUUUGGUCUACAGGACACAAUCCUAUGCCAACUCUCGUCAUCACCCCAAAACAACAUCUCCGCUUCUGCGCUGCCUGCUCUGGCUGGGUUUUGGGCAGGUAUUGUAGAAGGUGUGGUGUUCACCCCCUUUGAGCGUGUGCAAAAUGUGUUGCAGAAUAGCCAGAAUGACCGUCAUCUACCCUCACUGAAGAGUGUUCUUCUCAGGCUGAAGGCACAGAGUCUGGCCUUAGGGUACUACAGAGCGUUCCUGCCCAUCGCAGCCCGCAAUGCCCUCGGUAGCUCACUCUACUUUGGCCUGAAGGGGCCGGUAUGUGCCGCUGUGGCAGCAGAGGGACUUUCUCCAAUGGCCUCCUCCUUUGUGUCAGGGGCACUGACCUCCAUGGUGAUCAGCCUGACUUUGUACCCACUCUCUGUGCUGGUGGCAAAUAUGCAGGCCCAGGUAGGAGGAGAGGUGCCAGGGGUCAUGACUUGUUGGAGGAAGCUGUGGAGGUCCCGAGACAGGAGCGUGGCAAUGCUUUACAGGGGGGGUUCCCUCGUUAUUUUGAGAUCGUGCAUCACGUGGGGAAUCGCGACUGCCAUGUAUGACAGACAGAAGAAGGAGUCAGGCUGAAGAAAGGCAGAGAAACUCUUUAAGCUUUCAAAUUGUCUGGCUGAAAAUAGUCUCUCUUGCUCUGAAAUCAUCCCUCGAAAAAGUACCCAACCCCAUUUCCUGCAGCUGUUUCAACCAGUUAAAUGACUUCGGCCAAGAUAAUGAUCCAUCAUCUGCAGAAUGAACUGUAUAUACAAGGUCAAAGUAUCACUGCCGUGACGAGUAGUUAUUCUGAGCCAAAGUUUUUAGUGUACUCGAAAUAUAUUUUCAGUGCUGGUGAA
Messenger RNA from Solea solea (common sole), 1730 nucleotides. RefSeq names its product solute carrier family 25 member 53-like. Bases 565 to 1470 code for a protein of 301 amino acids. The record is from RefSeq and is a predicted model, not a curated record. The transcript has 2 exons. Lineage: Eukaryota; Metazoa; Chordata; Actinopteri; Pleuronectiformes; Soleidae.